UCUCUCUCUCUCUCUCUCUCUCUCUCUCUCUCUCUCUCUGUGUCUGUGUGGGAGAAGAAGAAGAAGAGAAUUUUGGAACCCAGAAAAUCGAAUCAAAACACUUCCCAACACACACUCUCUCUCUUCCUUCCUUCCUUGUUUCUCUCCAUUCAAAUCAAUUUCAACUUCAAUUUCCUUGUUUCUCUCUCCGCUGUCUCUUUCUGUUGGAGUGUUGCGCUUCAGCCCUAGAUCUUACCCAGUCAAACACAAUUCCAUACAGCCUCGGAUUUCCAGAUCUCCAACACUCUGAUUUUCAGAUCCUCACUUCAUCAGAUUGCGGAAUAUUCACGCUGAUCAAUUGAAGGCUCCUCAGCUAGACUAUUUGUAAAUCUGUGUGGAAUUGUACAAUGGUGGAUGGGGACAAUAGACAAAAGAUACAUCAUUAGGCAAUGAAGUUGUGGUGCAUGUAGAUGAAGACAGGUCAGCCUUGGCGAAUAAACAUGGGUGACAUUCCUAUAUUUUCUGGGGCUCGCCAUCGGCCACCUUUGAAGAGGCCGUUGUGGAUCAUUGUCUUGGUGUCCUUGGUUAGCAUCUUUGUUAUUUGUGCUUUUCUCUAUCCACCGCAAAGCAGCGCCGCUUGUUACAUAUUUUCGUCAAGAGGUUGUAAGGCUAUUUCCGAUUGGCUUCCACCUGCUCCAGCAAGGGAAUAUAAUGAUGAUGAGAUUGCAUCCCGGGUAGUGAUAAAAGAAAUUUUGAGUGCACCUCCUGUUCAAUCAAAAAACCCCAAACUAGCUUUCAUGUUCCUUACACCUAGUGCAGUGCCGUUUGAGAAGCUGUGGGAUAAAUUUUUCCAUGGUCAUGAGGGAAAGUUCUCUGUUUAUGUGCAUGCAUCUAAAGAAAAGGCAGUUCAUCUGAGCCGUUACUUUGCUAAUAGAGAGAUACGCAGCGACCAGGUGAUUUGGGGAAAAAUUUCCAUGGUAGAUGCAGAGAGACGAUUAUUGGCAAAUGCCCUUCAAGAUCCUGAUAACCAGCACUUUGUGUUACUUUCUGAAAGUUGUGUACCGCUGUAUACAUUUGACUAUAUCUAUGACUAUCUGAUGAAUACCAAUAUAAGCUACGUUGACUGCUUUGAGGAUCCUGGCCCACAUGGAAAUGGCAGGUACUCAGAACACAUGUUGCCUGAAAUUGAGAUGAAAGACUUCAGAAAGGGUGCACAGUGGUUCUCUGUCAAGCGUCAGCAUGCUGUUAUAAUAAUGGCCGAUAAUCUUUACUACACAAAAUUCCGGGAUUACUGCAAGCCAGGUUUGGAGGGGCGCAAUUGCAUUGCUGAUGAACAUUACUUGCCAACCUUUUUUAAUAUAAUUGAUCCUGGUGGAAUUGCAAACUGGUCUGUAACACAUGUUGAUUGGUCUGAAAGAAAGUGGCACCCUAAACUAUACAGGGCUGGGGAUAUUAGUUACGAGCUUCUGAGAAAUAUUACGUCAAUUGAUGUGAGCAUUCAUGUAACCAGUGAUGCUAAGAAAGUAGUGCAAAGAUGGCCUUGCUUAUGGAAUGGUCAGCAACGGCCGUGUUACUUGUUUGCAAGGAAGUUUCAUCCAGAGAGUCUCAGUAACUUGUUGCACCUUUUUGCCAAUUAUACAACAGUUUGAGCCAGAUUUUUUGACUCUCUAUUCUUUGGUUGGAUGGUUUCGACCCUUUCACUUCAUCUUGUUCCAGUAUAGCUGACGAAGUUGUAAAUUGCCAAAUUAUUAAGGCUCGAUUGAUCCCCGACCACAGUUCUUGAGUGCAAGGGAGAGGCUGGCAGAGCAGUUAGGGUAACUAGAGUCAAGGGGGAAGCAAACAAGCUAGUGUUGCUUCCACAGGGAUGAUAUGGGUAUAUGGUUUCUCUUUGAACCCUUCAUGAAGUCUGAACUUUGAAGUGGCAAAUACAAAAUACAAUAGUGAUGUGAAUUUCAAGCUUUAACAAAUAUUUCUGCUAUCUUUCUGUGUGCC
Fragaria vesca subsp. vesca is the source of this 1971-nucleotide messenger RNA. RefSeq lists its product as uncharacterized. Gene Ontology annotation, molecular function: glycosyltransferase activity. Gene Ontology annotation, cellular component: membrane. The record is from RefSeq and is a predicted model, not a curated record. The transcript is spliced from 11 exons. The coding region runs from base 450 to 1628 and encodes 392 amino acids. Lineage: Eukaryota; Viridiplantae; Streptophyta; Magnoliopsida; Rosales; Rosaceae.